AUGCUGAGGUCCACCGGCAGCUGCCUCCUGCUGGUGCUCGCCCUGGCGGCGAGCCACCUGCUGCUCGCCGCCGUGGACGGCGCCGGCUGCGAGCAGAGCGGCACGCUCCGGCCGAGCCAGAGCCAAUCGUGCGAGGGCUGCUGCAAGGCCGGGGAGGCGUACCCGACGUACCGGUGCUCGCCGCCGGUCUCCUCCUCCACCGGAGCGGUCAUGACGCUGAACGACUUCGGCGAGGGCGGCGACGGCGGGGACCCGUCGGAGUGCGACGGCGCGUUCCACAACAACACCGAGCUGGUGGUGGCGCUGUCCACGGGUUGGUACAGCGGGAGCUCCCGCUGCGGCAGGAACAUACGGAUCGAAGCCAACGACGGGUCCGUGCUCGCCAAGGUCGUCGACGAGUGCGACUCCGUGAACGGGUGCGACCAGGAGCACGCCUUCCAGCCGCCAUGCCGCAACAACAUCGUCGACGCAUCCCAGGCGGUGUGGGACGAGCUCGGGAUCACCGGCGACGAGGUCGGCGAGUACGACAUCACUUGGUCGGACGCAUGACUUUCGUACCUACUUAGCCGCCGGUGGAACUACAUAAAUAGCUGACCGGUAACAUGGUGAAUAAACUGCAAGCUGCAGCGAAUACAUUUUUUUUAACACAAA
Lolium rigidum is the source of this 651-nucleotide messenger RNA. Its product is annotated as putative ripening-related protein 2. Bases 1 to 549 code for a protein of 182 amino acids. The transcript has a single exon. NCBI's taxonomy places the organism in Eukaryota, Viridiplantae, Streptophyta, Magnoliopsida, Poales, Poaceae. The record is from RefSeq and is a predicted model, not a curated record.